GAAAACACGACAAGUGACAUCAUCACCAACCUGACGCCCGGCGCCCAGUACCGGGUGACGGUUUAUCACACCAACGGGCCUCUGAUCAGUCCUCCGUCUGAGCCCGUCAUCAUCGACAUCGAACCCACGGGCGUCCGCGAGCUCGCCGUUUACCCUCUGAGUCCGACGGCGGUGAUCCUGAGCUGGCAGCGUCCGUACCACGUAGCCUUCAGGAAGUACGUGCUGCAGACCUUCUUCUUCAACCCCGUCACCCUGGCGUCAGAGUGGACGACGUACUAUGAGAUCGCUGCCACCGCCUCCAUCAUCGCUUCAGUGCGGGUGACCGACCUGCUGCCGGCGUGGUACUAUAACUUCCGUGUUUCCAUGGUAACGUGGGGCGACCCUCCGCUCAGCUGCUGCGACAGCUCCACCGUGAGCUUUGUCACAGCUCCGGAGGCUCCUCACGUGUCGUCGGUGGAUUAUUCUCACGGCGUUCUCUACAUUCGCUGGACGUACGGAGAACUCUUCAUCGACCUGUCACACUCCAGGAUGCUUCACUGGCAGGUCGUCGCUGUGGGAAAGAAAGGAGCCGAGAGGAGCUACUCUGUGGACGUGA
This is a messenger RNA of Paralichthys olivaceus (Japanese flounder), 595 nucleotides long. The record is from RefSeq and is a predicted model, not a curated record. NCBI's taxonomy places the organism in Eukaryota, Metazoa, Chordata, Actinopteri, Pleuronectiformes, Paralichthyidae.